CUUAGUAAACAUUCUACAAUAUUAAGAUCAAAUCUUAUAUGAACAAAAAAAGAUAUAUAUCAAUGUAGACAGAAAUUGUUUAUAAUUUUAUCGUAAUGAUUGUGAAAAUUAGUCUAACAAAAAAUGACUAAAAUUGAUCGAUAUUGUUUACGAGGAUAUUUUCAGUAUUUGAUAAGAAUAUUAUUAGAAGAAAAAAUUUAAGAGAAUUUGAAUUGAUAAAAUUGUGUUUAAGAUUUAUGAUCAUUUUACUAAUUUUUCAGUAUAGAAGAAAAUGUUUGCAAAAAAAGUAAUCAACGAUAGAAUUUCAUCUAAUACUUUGCUCAUUUAUAGAUGUUAUGAUCAUUAAAAUUCUCUAAAAAUAUUAGUGAAAAUAUUUUCUGUUUAAUUUUUGGUUGAAGAAUCAAUUUGUUUCGAUGAAAACUUUAAAGAAAUCAUGAAGACUGUUAGAUUGAUAAACAUCCAAAAUUUCAUUGGAAAUUAUGUGGUUUUAUUUAAAAUCGUCAUUUGCCCGAGAACCAGAUAUGGAAACUGAUUUCGUUUGAAAUAAUACUAUCUAAAAGGAAAUCGAAUUACACGUAUAGAAUACGCUCUGAGUAUUAUUUUCAAUAGAUUGCUUUGCAAUCUUUAUUGAAGAUUGUAUUCACCGUAUAUUUUUAAUGAUGUUUUAAGUAUAAAGCCAACCCUUAUAAAUGUUUCAUCAUUAGUAAAAAUUGAAAAAACAAAGGCAAACUUUUAGAUCUGUUCAUCUGAAUCUUCUCUUAUCAGAAAAGGUGAAAAGUUUUUCUACUUCAUGCGACAGUUUAGAUAUGUAUUUAUUCCUUAGAACAAAAGGCUUGUUAGUGCAGUCAUUCUGGAGCUGAAAUGUGAAACUUACAUAUUCUUUGAGUCUCAUUAAACUAAUACAAAAUACGUUAAUUAAAAAUUUUCUCGUAGACUAUAGUUUAUUUUUCAAGGCAAUCAAUUGCCAGAGUAAGGAUCUUUCUUUUUUAUUUCUGCAUUUCAAACAGAACAUUUUUUUACGGGCACCCUAAUUUUGGUUUUCUUCUUUGCUAUUCGCUCGGUUUUUUUCAGUCUUGCAUCUAAUUUUUCUUAAUUUAACAUUAUUAUCAUUAUAGGCAUUGAAUUAGAUGGAAAAUAAGGCUGUUAUAAAAGUUCAUUAAAUCUACUGCAGCAUGUCCUAACGUACUAUUAUAUAUCUCGAUCAGUCCACAAAAACUGAUAUUGAUUAUUUUUUAAAGUUGUAACUCUAUCAACUCAGGCUUUUAAUGUUGAUCAUAUGUCUAAUAUUGCAAAUCAUUGUGUCACUAUCCCUCAUCGUUGACACCUUGAAUAUAAAUUUUUAUAUGUGCAAAAAUCAACUAUUGCACUAAUUACAACAUUCCCAAAACUAUUCCAACCAUUCAAUUUUCAACAAAGGCUUUGGAGUAUAGUAGACUUCUGUUAAAGGAGUUUGAUGUCAGUUAUUCUCGGCUGGUAAAGUCUAUAAUAAAGAGAGGAUAAGCCAGAAAACUUCAACUUACUUAAAACUCACACUUACUAUUUUCUUCGAAAAAAUAUUUGAGUUCUACAAAGCAAAAGAUAUAUACACAUCUACUUCAAAAAUAAACAAUUCAAAUAUGAAUUUUUUUGAGUCAAUACCUGUUUUAAUAUUUCAUGUCAUCGUUGAAAUUGUGAAAGUUGAAAUAAUGCUUUCUCAUCAGUAAUAUGCCUUCGUGAAGAAUGGACAUAGUUAUUCGAUAUCGUAUAAUCAGGGCAUAUUAGUAAGAAGUUAAGUAUUGGUAUGUCCAAUGAUAUUAAAUAAUUAUACAUCAUCAAUAUAUUGUUCAGCUCAAAAAGAAAAUGAGGAUACUAGACGAGGAGUGCCUUUCUGUCAUUGUAUAACAAGAUGAGUUCAUAUGACAAGAUGAUCAUUGAUUGUUUUUUCUUGAACUUAUAGAGCUCAAGUUUCUCUAUCUAAGAGACAUGUCAAAAUGAAAAUUUCGUCGGAAUAAAAGACCAUUAUCAUACAUUUUUUUGAAUGUUUUUCGGAAAUCAUUGAUUUCAAAAUGAUUUUGUCCUAUAUAUUAUCAAAGAAAAAGAUGUCUUCAUGUAUUCUCUUUCGAUUGCUGAAAACCACAGAUCGCCUGCUGCUUGUGUUCUCGACUUUAUCAAUUUUUAACUAAGUACCUUGAGAUAUACCCGACGUAUAGUAAAAUAGAAGUAAAUAAGUAUUGAAUAAUCACCAAUGCAUCAUAUCAAUUACAUUCAUUACUGUGUAAAUAGUUUUCUUUCAACUAUGUCACAAUAGAGAGAGAUUAAAGAUGCACGGAAUGGAAUGAGCAAUAAGUGAGAUGAAAAAGAAAAGAAAAUAAUUGAGAAUUUUAUUCAAAAAUAAUGUUUCUCUCGAUAUCGUUUAAUCAAAUUUAUAUAUUAAAAUUGUAUAACAGUUGAGGCUCUAUGAAGCCUCUUUAUUUCUUGAUCUGUACAUCAAUGACAUAUGAGUCAAAGAACUAGCCACUCUAUCAUAUGAAUAACAAAGAAAAGCUAUGAACAGUUAAAUCAAGUAUAACUUCAACUACUCUCAAGAAAAUCUUUUUUUUUUUAUUAAACAUUACUAUUCAAUUUUCCUCUAAUAUUGUCCCUUGUCUGGCUCUUUAUAUUUUGUAGAUUUCAUAGAAUUAUUUUCUCAUAUAAUAUUAUUUAGAUAUUUUUAUUUAUCGUCAUUUUGCAACAUAUAUUCCACAAAAUUGCCGUUUCAUAACUGGUCAUGGUGGUUAUGGCACAGAUUUUAAUCGACGUAAAUUGGAACGUAUUGCUAAGGAUAUGGGUUUUGCACAUGUUAAAAUUUCUGGCAUGGGUUCUACUUGGUAUGGUUCACCAUAUGAUGGAUAUUUAGUUGCUAAUCAAACAUUAUAUGGCAUGCUAUGGUUAGCACAAUAUGAAUUUGCUAUGCCAGAAAGAGAGUCUAAAUUAGGAACAUUAAUGUGGCCUGAAUGGCAUUAUGGUGUUUUACUUUUAUAUGGUCAGCACUUAGCUAUAAAUCAUUUAGUUGGUACAAAUCAAAUUCGACUAAUGAUAGGUGAUAAUCUUCUUGAUCAAUCAACAACAGACAGCACUGUGCAAUAUGCUCAACAAGGUAUACGUCUCAAUUUACAUUGCUGGCAUACAGAUUUACCUUUUUCGAAAUUUGCUUUUAAAAUGAAUCACUAUAAUCAAACUGACUUAGAAAAAUAUAAAAAUGAUACUACUACUCAAGCUUAUGCAAUGCGCAUGGCACUUGAAUCAAAAUAUAUGACACUUCAAGAAAUGGCUUCAUAUGGAAGAAAUAGAUCUUUGUCAUCUUAA
Messenger RNA from Rotaria sp. Silwood2, 3324 nucleotides. The record is from the annotation of a GenBank genome assembly. NCBI's taxonomy places the organism in Eukaryota, Metazoa, Rotifera, Eurotatoria, Philodinida, Philodinidae.